CUACAUUUUGCAGCUGCCAACGGCGAUGUGGGGAUAGUGAUGUGGCUGCUGAGUAGGGGGGCUAGCACGACAUCGUGCGAUAGCAACAAGUUCACACCACUACUGCUAGCCGCUAAAGCUGGGCAUGCUCGAGUUGUACGAGAACUUUGUCUACACGGGGCGCGCAAAAAUGCGGUAACGAACGGCAAGCUGACAGCGCUGCACUUCGCGGCUCGCAAUGGCCACCUGGAAGCUUGUCGCGAGCUCCUCGACCAUGGAGCCAAC
This is a messenger RNA of Phytophthora sojae, 264 nucleotides long. RefSeq lists its product as hypothetical. The record is from RefSeq and is a predicted model, not a curated record. NCBI's taxonomy places the organism in Eukaryota, Oomycota, Peronosporomycetes, Peronosporales, Peronosporaceae. Gene Ontology annotation, molecular function: protein binding. The transcript has a single exon. The annotation marks the transcript as partial. Gene Ontology annotation, cellular component: cytoplasm.